ACAUGCUAAACCUGCUGAAAACAUCUGGAUCCACAGCAUCCUAUUGAGCCUCCAAACUGGAUACCUACGGAGUUCCCAACUGCUCGCCUCAUGGAGCACCUGGGACUGUGAGCUUUCUCUGCAGUCUCGUAUUGCCAUAUAUUCAACCCUCUGCCAUGGAGAAGACCUGCAUGCCGACAAUUAACCCCCCCCAAAUGGCCCAACGGAAAGUGGACAUUGAAAACAGGUGCUUUCAAAAGAGGUGGGAGGCAGAGUACCUGUUUGCUGACAUUGAAAAUAGGGCGGUGUGCCUUGUUUGCAGAGAUACGGUGGCUGUCUUUAAGGAAUAUAACAUGAGACGGCACUAUGAGGCCAAACAUCAGGACAAGUACAAACACCUGAACAUGGAGCAGAAGCUGAAGAAAGCGGAAGAGUUGAAGAAGAACCUGAUCUCCUUCAGAAAAGCAAAGUCACAAAGCAAAGCUGCUGUGAAAGCUAGUUAUAUCGUGGCAGAAGAGAUAGCUAAAUCAGCCUGGCCCUUUACCGAGGGUGAGUUUUUGAAGCGCUGCCUGCUUCAAGUGUGUGAAAUCUUGUGCCCAGACCAAAAGGAAGCGUUUUUGAACGUAAGCCUAAGCAGAAAUACUGUUGCCAGUCGGAUAGGUGAGCUCGCCGGUGUUUUACACGGACAGUUGGUUGAAAAGGGAAAAGAUUUCAUUGCCUAUUCCCUUGCUGUGGACGAGAGCAUUGACAUCUCUGGCAUGGCUCAGCUGACAAUCUUCAUCCGUGGAGUGGACUCAGCUUUAUGCAUUACAGAGGAACUUUUGGAGAUGAAAUCAAUACAUGGCACUACCACAGGAAAGGACCUAUUUGAAGCAGUAUCGAAAUGCGUAAAUGACAUGAAACUGCCCUGGGAUAAACUUAUGGGACUGACAACGGAUGGAACACCUUCAAUGUGCGGGGAAGAGAGUGGGUUAGUGGGAAGAAUGCGAGAGAAGAUGAAGAGCGAGAAUUGCACAGGUGUGCUGACGGCAUAUCACUGCCUCAUGCACAAGGAAACGCUGUGCGGCAAAACCCUGAAGAUGGAACAUGUAAUGAGCACUGUCACACAGACAAUUAACUUCAUAAGAAGAGCCAAGGAUUUAAAUCACUGUCAAUUUAAGUCUUUCCUUGAGGAGAUACAUUCUGAACUUGGUGAUCUGCCCUACCACACAGAGGUGGGUUGGCCAAGUCAAGAAAAAGUGCUCAAUGGAUUUUUUGAGCUGCGUGUGGAAAUUUGUCAGUUCGUUGAAAGUGAAGGGAAAGACUCCACGGUACUGAGGGAUGGAAAGUGGCUGUGCGAAUUAGCCUUUCUGUGCGACGUAACGAAGCAUCUCACUGAGCUAAACCUUCAGCUUCAGGGACGGGACCGUGUGAUCACGGACAUGUAUGACGCAGUGAAAGGGUUUCAAGUAAAGUUGCGACUCUGGGAGACUCAGAUUCAGCAAGGAAACUUGGCUCACUUUCCCUGUUGCCAAGCAAUUGUCAGCCAAGUCUCCACCACUGUGUUCUCGCAGGCUCGGUUUGCGGAUAAACUGAGCGCACUUCACAGGGAGUUUACACGUCGCUUUGUUGAGUUGGAAGCGCAGACGUUCAAUUUUGGACUGUUUGUUAAUCCGUUCUCAGUCGAUGUGAAGAUAGCCCCUGUGGACCUCCAGAUGGAGCUGAUAGAACUCCAGUCUAGCAGCACACUGAAGGCCAAGUACGAUUCUGUAGGAUUCACCCAGUUCACCCAGCUCAUCCCUGAAACGAUGCCCCAACUCCGCCUACGAGCUGCUCAAAUGCUCUGCAUGUUUGGUAGCACACACCUGUGUGAGAAUGUUUUCUCCAUGAUGAGGGUGAACAAAAGGGCACACAGGAGUGUUCUCACUCCUGCACACCUCCUCUCUAUCCUGAGAGUUUCCACAGCUCAAAACCUAACCGUAAACUUGGAUGAGCUUGUAGCCAAGAAAAGAUGCCAAACAUCCAGCAGGGACAAAAAGGGCCAGCGGAUGAAGAUGGCCAGGGUACACCCUGACCGUGGAGAAGAACUAUCUCGUCUCUCUGCCGCAACAUCUCAGUGCUCUGUAUCCUUUGAGGACGUGGCUGUGUAUUUCACGGAGGAGGAGUGGGCUCUGUUGGAUUCCAGCCAGAGAGCCUUACACAGAGAAGUCAUGCUGGAGAAUUCUAGGAAUCUGGCUGCUGUGGGUUAUGGGCAAGAGUAUGAGAAUUACCAGGAGCUCAACUUUACGCUAUUCCAGUCUGAAGAAAGGAUGCUUGGAAUUCAGAGGCUACUUCAAAAGAGUACGAAAAGCUGCCUAAAGAAUGGAAGGAAGAAAUCUUCUCCUUCAAAUCACAAUGAAAUCCUCCCAGCUCAGCAACUUCAGCAACAAGUAGGAAGUGAAAAAUAUUUUGGGGAUGACAAGAAAGAGAGAUCGAAAUUUGUUUUUAGUAAAUAUUGUACAAACCAGAUUGAAGAGAAACAAUAUGAACGUCAAGAGUAUGUGCAAAGUAUCAGUCUUAGCUCUUCUCUUCUUUUACAUCACCCAUCAUUCAUCCAAGAGACACCGUAUGCACUUAUAAAUUGUGUGGAAAAAUUCACAUUGAACAGUCAUCUUAUAUUGGAUGGAGAGGAUAACCCAUAUGAGUGUGGAAAGGCUUUCACCAAGAAACAGUUGCUUAUUUUACCCCCAGAAAAUCCCCCAUUGGAAAAACAAUAUAAAUGUCCGGAGUGUGGCAAGACCUUUACUCAUAGAUGUAAACUUACUGUCCAUGAACGGACGCACACGGGGGAGAAGCCAUAUACGUGUCAGGUGUGUGGGAAAAGAUUCAGUCAGACUGGUCACCUCACCAGACAUGGACGAACCCACACUGGGGAGAAACCAUAUACGUGUCUUCACUGCGGAAGGAAGUUCAGUGGAAGUUCAAACCUUAUCAAACAUGUAAGGAGCCACACGGGAGAGAGACCGUAUAAAUGUACAGAGUGCGAUAAGAGCUUCAGUCGGAAAACGACCUUUAUUUAUCAUAAAAGGAUCCACACAGGAGAAAAACCCUACGAGUGCCUGGAAUGCGGGAAGAGCUUCGGGCGUAACUUUAGCCUGAUGCAACAUAAAAGGACCCACACCGGGGAGAAACCGUAUCAAUGCCUGGUCUGUGGAAAGAGUUUCAGUGGAUCCUCGGAUCUUAUGUAUCAUAACAGGAUUCAUACAGGGGAGAGACCGUAUAAAUGCCUGGAGUGCGGAAAGCAAUUCAGUAGGAGAAGUCGCCUCACGGCUCACAAAAGGAAGCACACAGGGCAGAAACCGUACACCUGCCUGGUGUGUGGAAGGAGAUUCAGUCAGAGUGGUCACCUCACAAGACACAAAAGAACCCACACCGGGGAGAAACCGUAUACAUGUCUAAAGUGUGGAAGGAACUUCAGUGGAAGUUCUAGCCUUGUGAUACAUGUGAGAAUUCACACGGGGGAGAAACCAUACAAAUGUACCGAGUGUGGAAGAUGUUUCCGUCAGAGAACCACCUAUAUUUACCAUCGAAGGAUCCACACAGGAGAAAAACCCUACAAAUGCCUGGAGUGUGGGAAGAACUUCAGGCGAAACGGUCACCUUAUGAAACAUAAAAGGAUGCACAUGAGUGAGAAACCCUAUAAGUGUUUGGAGUGUGGAAAGAACUUCAGUGUUCGCUCAGAUCUGAACUGUCAUAGGAGGAUUCACACGGGGGAGAGACCGUAUAAGUGUUUGGAGUGUGGAAAGAGUUUCAAAUACAGCAGUCAUUUUAUUUGCCAUAGAAGGAUUCACACUGGGGAGAAACCAUUCAAAUGCGCAGAAUGCAGAAAGAGCUUCAGUCAAAAAAAUCACCUUUCACAACAUAAAAGAAUCCACACAAAGGAAAAACCCUAUAAAUGUUUGCAGUGCGGAAAGGCCUUUACACAGAGAUGUAAAUUUACUAUCCAUGAAAGGAGCCACACAGGGGAAAAACCGUAUGUGUGCCUGGUCUGUGGAAAGACCUUCACACAGAGAUGUAAACUCAACAUACACGAAAGGAUCCACACAGGGGAGAAACCAUAUAUAUGCUUGGUGUGUGGAAGACGAUUCAAUCAGAGUGGUCACCUAACAAGACACAAAAGAACUCAUACUGGGGAGAAGCCAUACACGUGUCUGAAGUGUGGAAGGAAGUUCAGUGAGAGUUCAAGCCUUGUGAUGCACGUAAGAAGCCACACGGGAGAGAAACCAUACAUAUGUAUGGAAUGCGGAAAGAGCUUCCGUCAAAACAGUGUCUUUGUUUGCCAUAAAAGGAUCCACACCGGAGAAAAACCAUACAAAUGCACUGAGUGUGGAAAGAACUUCAGUCAGAACAGUAGCCUUUUGAAACAUAAAAGAAUUCAUACAGGGGAAAAACCAUAUCAAUGCCUGGACUGUGGAAAGAGAUUCAGUGUACGCUCGGAUCUUACAUAUCAUCGGAAAAUGCACACAGGAGAGAAAUCGUUUAAGUGUUUGGAAUGUGGAAAGAGUUUCAAUUGCAGCCGUUAUUUUAUUCGCCACAAAAAGAUCCACACAGGGGAGAAACCAUACAAAUGCCUGGAGUGUGGAAAGAGUUUCAGUCAGAACAGUCAUCUUGUCAAACACAGAAGGAUUCAUACAGGGGAGAAACCCUAUCAGUGCCUGGAGUGUGGAAAGAGCUUUACCACUGCCUUACAUCUUACAUAUCACAGAAGAAUGCACACCGGGGAAAAACCUUACAAGUGUUUGGAAUGUGGAAAGAGUUUCAAUUGCAGCAGUUAUUUUAUUUGCCAUAAAAGGAUCCACACAGGGGAGAAACCAUAUAAAUGCCUGGAAUGCGGAAAGCAAUUCACUAGGAGUAGCCAUCUUGCCUAUCAUAAAAGGAUGCAUACAGGAGAGAAACCGUACAAAUGCACAGAGUGUGGCAAGAGCUUUUCAUAUAACAAUGGCCUUAGGUACCAUCAAAGAAUCCAUACUGGAGAGAAACCAUAUACCUGCUUGAAGUGUGGAAAGAAGUUCAGUGCAAGUGCAAACCUUAUGAUGCAUAUGAGAAUCCACACCGGGGAGAAACCGUAUAAAUGCACGGAGUGUGGGAAGAGCUUCCGUCAGAACAGCGUCUUCAUUUGCCAUAAAAGGAUCCACACAGGAGAAAAACCGUACGAAUGCACAGAGUGCGGCAAGAACUUCCGUCAGAAUAGUAACCUUAUCAUACAUAAAAUAAUUCACACGGGAGAGAAACCGUACAAAUGCACAGAAUGUGGAAAGAGCUUCAGCCACAAAAGUCACCUCACGAGACAUAAAAAAAUUCACACGGGAGAGAAACCCUGUAAGUGCACAGAUUGUGGAAAGAGUUUUAGUCGAAAUAGUCACCUUAUGAAACAUAAAAGAAUCCACACAAGAGAGAAACCGUAAUUUGGGAGUUUUCAUCACCCAAGUAUUUUCAUCUUAUAAAGGGAAAAAUAGAAAUAUGGUGACUGUAAAGUUCAGUAGCCUUGUCAGACUUAAAGGAAUCCACAUGGCAGAACCAUAAAAACACCCGAAGUGUGGAAAUAAAUUAAAAGAGUGUUGCACUUAUUUCUCAUAAGAUGUCGUGUGGUGGGAAGAAUGUCUGGAGUAAAUGGAAUUACCAGGACCAACCUUUUUUUUCCCUUAAAAAAAAUACAGGAGAAGAUACAUAAAUACGUUUAUGUGCUACAUGGACUUAAAUGUGCUACAUGGACUUAAAUGUCCAAAUGUGUGGAAAGACCAUAUCCAUUUGGUAUAAAAAGUAUACCUAGGAACGGAUUUAAAAAAACCCUGUUUUAAUAAGGCCUAUCAUUUUACAUCCUAGAGAUGUUCCAUUCAGGAGAGAAACUAAAUGAGUGGAAUGUGAAAAAGGUAGUGACAGCUGAACCUGCAAAGUGGCCGUGACAAAGAACAACUUCAUAUUGUUACUCGAAAAGGAAUCAUAAUCAUUGCCAAAUAAUAUUUCUGAUUGGCUAAUCCCAUAUGUCAAGCCGUCUUUCUUUAAAUACGAUGCAGGCAAGAGAUGAAGGGUUUGGAUCAUGACAUGUGGAUAUUGUUUUGAUCCCCUGAAGAGAUCUCUGAUUAAAAUCCUGGAUCUGAGCUUCACUUCUUACAACUUCCUCCAUUUGGUUCUUCUCAGCCAAUCAGUAAUUAUGACAUUUUUUAUAACAUUAUUUUUUUUCCAACCUGCAAUGUUAAGGUUCCAGGUGGUCCAAGAUAGGCCUUGUAGCUUAGUUCCUGAAAUAGACCUCAGUUGCUAUUUGCUGUCAUUUGUUGGAACAAAAGAAAUCCUAAAUAUACAUCCAAAACAUUUUCUCUGAUAAAGAAAAUGUGAAACAAGAAUGAAAGAAGAUUGAAAGGACUCCAGAGAAAAAUGCCUGAAGGAGAAGGAAUUAUUGCUAUUUAUUAUUAU
Notechis scutatus (mainland tiger snake) is the source of this 6408-nucleotide messenger RNA. The record is from RefSeq and is a predicted model, not a curated record. NCBI's taxonomy places the organism in Eukaryota, Metazoa, Chordata, Lepidosauria, Squamata, Elapidae.